AUGGAGAUUCCGGUCCCCAAGCUGGAGACUUUCGGUCCGCAUCAAGGGCCGAAACAAUUUGUUUUGUGUUUUGAUGGGACGGGCAACAAGUUUGCAGGUGAUGCUUCGGAUACAAAUCUUGUUAAGAUUUAUCGCAUGCUCGAUCGCAGCCAGAGUCACCAGUACCAUUACUACCAGCCCGGUAUUGGAACCUAUGUCACAUCGCAUACCCUCGGCAGUAAAAACAGAUUGGAGCGCAUCAAAUCAUCGUACAAAAAAGCUAAAGAUGCGGCGCUGGGUUCGUCUUUCGACGAACAUGUUUUGGGCGGAUACAAGUUCCUUAUGCGUUACUAUGCACCAGGCGAUGAUAUCUACUUCUUCGGCUUCAGCCGCGGCUCCUACACCGCCAGAUUCUUAGCAGAGAUGCUUGACUACAUUGGUCUUCUACAGCCCGGCAACGAAGAGCUUAUUCGUUUUGCGUGGAAGACGUUUGCAAAGUGGCAGCAACGGCGUGACGCUACGGAGCACGACCACCAAGAAAGACAUAAGCUAUUCAGAUUUAUGAAAGCUUUUCGGGAGACCUUUAGUCGGCCUGUUAGCCGAGUCAAGUUCAUGGGGCUAUUUGAUACCGUGAACAGUGUUCCGAUGUUCGAGAAUGCGUGGAUGGAAAGGAGCAAGUUUCCCUAUACUGCGCAAAGUACCGCAAGAGUGAUUCGACACGCAGUUUCGAUCGACGAGAGGCGUGCAAAGUUUAGACAGGACUUAAUCUCUGAGGUGAAACCUUUGGUUCAAGCUCACGCGCAUACCCACAAGUUAAGACGCUUGCUGUCGCGAGACGAUGAUCACAAUAAGGCACACGUUCCCGAGAUAAUGGAGCCGCCAAACAACGAAGAAAGAAGAAGAGAGCGCCGAGCCUCGCGACAAGAAACUUAUGGCGAAGAAAUGAGGUACCGUGCACCAUCAUCAUCGCCAGCCCGAAGGCCUAGCGUCGUCGAAAUACCUACCCAUAACGGCCUCUUAACAGAUAGGAUCUCGCUCAAGAGCGCAGUAUCCCGGAACUCCCUUCGCGUCCCUAGUCUAAAUAUCCCGGGCCAAGAAGAAGACGAAGAUAAGCAAGAUAUCCAAGAAGUCUGGUUCCCCGGCCAGCACGGCGAUGUGGGCGGAGGCUGGAAGCUCAACCCGAACGACCUCUGGCCUCUAAGUCACAUCCCUCUAGUCUGGAUGGUGAAAGAAGCCCAGCUUGUAGGUCUUGAAUUUGAUCCCGAGAAACUCAAGCGCUUUCAUUGUUACGAAGAGCCGACCUACGAGAACCUCGGCUACAAAGAAACCACUAUAAACGGUGACAUUUCCGAAACCAACAAAGACCCUUUCCACGAAACCUACCACCGAACAAUGGACACGGGCAUUGCCCACGACUGCUUGACCUAUGGUGGUGGCCUCUCAUUUUUCUCCUCCCUCUCGUGGCGACUAAUGGAGUACAUGCCCUUCCGUCGAAUGGACCUCCAAGCAGAUGGAUCAUGGAAACCGAUUCGCUGGCCUCUGCCAUGCGGAGAAGUACGUGAUAUUCCAGAGAACGCACAGAUUCAUAUUUGCGCUAUUCAUCGCAUGAAGAUUGAUCCAAACUAUCGUCCGGGAAAUCUUAUUGUAGGCGGCUGGGGAAGGGGGGUUAAGAGGGCACCCGAGAAGUAUGGGAUUGGGGAGUGGGAUAUUUGCAUGCAUGAGGGAGAUCCCGUUAGGCAGACGUAUAUUAGAAAGAAAGGGGAGAGUGUUUGUCUCGAUGAGUCUCAUGUGAACUGA
This is a messenger RNA of Penicillium atrosanguineum, 1776 nucleotides long. RefSeq names its product T6SS phospholipase effector Tle1-like catalytic domain-containing protein. Bases 1 to 1776 code for a protein of 591 amino acids. The record is from RefSeq and is a predicted model, not a curated record. The transcript is spliced from 2 exons. Lineage: Eukaryota; Fungi; Ascomycota; Eurotiomycetes; Eurotiales; Aspergillaceae.